AUGGUUCGUACAUCUACAAAUGCCGCCGACUCGGCUGAGCCGGAUUGGACGACCUCCGAAAUCUCUAAGAUGAUUGAAAAUUUAACGUUUUGUCAAUUGAAACCAGGCAAAUUCGAAGUGGGCGAUGACAUUGAUGAAUGGCUCGAAGAGAUGGAUGAGCUCUUUGCCUAUACAGACCCUCAACUCCGCUCACAAAGGCUUAUGAAUGGACUGGCGAAGAAGGCUAGGAUGGUAGCUGAGCUGGCUGGCUGCUCGUCAGCCAUGCCUUAUGACCAGCUAGUUGCAGCGCUGCGAAACGAAUUUGCAAACGUCGACGAACUAGCCAGGAUACUGAGGUGCCGUACCUACCGACCAGGUGAACCUCUUCUAGACUACGUAGCUGACAUAUAUUACCUGGUACCCAGGGUUUACAGGCACAUACCACGCUCGUGUCGUGAUAUGGUAACGAGUGCACUGGUCGUUCUUGGUCUACCAGAAAACCCGCUUAGGCGUUAUCGACACCUUUUAAACCAGCCGUUGGCGGAUGUGCUGCGGGAACUCACUCAAGAUCCAGUUCUCAAUAGGAGAUACCCAGCUUGUUAUGUCCUAAUUGUCUCGACGAUCUCAUUUCAUAUUAUUGUCAUGAUCGUCUCUGCCGCGCUUAACCUGGCAUCUGAUGGCAGCCUUCGUCAGAACGGUGGUGCGGACAGUAUGGCAUGGACUUGGGGUGGACCUGGUGAGAUCGCUCAAGCGAACACCAGUUAA
Mesocestoides corti is the source of this 744-nucleotide messenger RNA. NCBI's taxonomy places the organism in Eukaryota, Metazoa, Platyhelminthes, Cestoda, Cyclophyllidea, Mesocestoididae. The record is from the annotation of a GenBank genome assembly.